AUGUAUGUCUUUUCAUAGUAACUGAAAAUGAAAAAUGGUAUCUUUUCUUUCCAUUUUCAUUUUCGCACAGUAUCUUCAGCAGUGAUGAACCUCGCGCUGAGACACUGAUCAUCUCAUUGAUCUUGACUACUUCUCUCUCUAGACCUGUAAAUCGAUCUUCAAAUUCUCGCAAAAACCCUAAAUUUUGAGUAAAAUCAAGAACGAAAAUGCAAAGGAAAGGAUCGAAUCAAAGGUUAUCAGGCAGUGGCAGCAGCAAUUUGCUGCUUCGAUCUCGAAUUUCUACUCUUAUGCUCUCCAUGUUCGCCACCAUUGCUUCAUUUUAUGUCGCUGGAAGGUUGUGGCAGGAUGCGCAGAAUAGAGUUUAUAUUAUAAAUGAGCUUGACAGAAUUACAGGUCAUGGGCGAAGUGCCAUUUCAGUUGAUGAUUCACUGAAAGUCAUUGCGUGCAGGGAACAGCAGAAGAAACUUUCAGCCCUUCAUAUGGAGUUGGCUGCUGCAAAAGAAGAAGGCUUUGUUUCCAAAUAUUAUGAAGUUGACAAUGUUAAGCCUAAGAAAAAGCCACUCGUUGUAAUAGGCAUAUUGACAAGCUUUGGGCGCAAAAAUAAGAGAGAUGCAAUUCGCAAGGCUUGGAUGGGAACAGGUGCCAUGUUGAAGAAGAUAGAGGAUGAAAAGGGCAUUGUUGCUCGGUUUGUUAUUGGAAGAAGUGAAAAUCGUGGAGAUAGUCUAGACUUGGAAAUUGAUGUUGAAAACAAAAAGAAUGAUGAUUUCCUUGUCCUUAAUGACCAUGUGGAGACUUCUAAACAACUACCAAAAAAGACAAUGUUUUUCUUUGCUCAUGUUGCCAAUAACUUUGAAGCAGAGUUCUAUGCUAAGGUCAAUGAUGAUGUGUAUGUAAAUAUUGAUGCCCUGGGAAAUACUCUUGCAGCUCAUGUGGAUAAGCCUCGUGUUUAUAUGGGAUGUAUGAAGUCUGGUGAAGUGUUCUCUGAACCGAACCAGAAAUGGUAUGAGCCAGAGUGGUGGAAAUUUGGUGAUGGGAAAUCGUACUUCCGUCAUGCUUCUGGUGAAAUAUUUGUCAUAUCACAAGCGCUGGGAAAAUUUGUUUCUAUAAAUAGGUCUAAUCUUCGUACUUAUGCACAUGAUGAUGUCAGUGUUGGCUCCUGGUUUAUAGGGCUUGAUGUCAAACACAUCGACGAGAGAAAGUUUUGUUGUUCGUCAUGGGCUACAGGAGCUAUUUGUGCAGGAGUCCCAUGAGAACUUCAGUAUUGUUCACUGGUUGCAACUUUUGAAGAUGGAUGCUGAUUUCUUUGACGAGAUUCUCAUAUUUGUUUGAGAUCCAUGCCUAGAGUCCAUUAUAUGAUUACUAUUUACGACACAUCAAAGCUCUAACGUUACCUUUUUUUAUAAUACUUCACAUAAUCGGGAUAGGUAGCAAUAGAUGAAUAGAACAAGUGAUUAUUGAACCACAGCUAGCCUUUACAUACGUCUAGUUUAUGUUGUAAAACUGAGGUUGUUAGCAUUAAACAUAUGUUUCUCUUUCUUCUCCGGCAGGUUCGUUCUGAAUAAGAAAAAUCAGUUUCCCUUGGCUUUGUAUGAUAUGCAACCUACUACAAACUGAUUUGUGCACCAAGUUCAUUGUUGUAAAUUAUCAUAUGAUAAUAUGUUCAUUGAUUGCAUAUUUUUAUUUGCUA
Messenger RNA from Amaranthus tricolor (Joseph's coat), 1687 nucleotides. RefSeq names its product hydroxyproline O-galactosyltransferase HPGT1. Lineage: Eukaryota; Viridiplantae; Streptophyta; Magnoliopsida; Caryophyllales; Amaranthaceae. Gene Ontology annotation, molecular function: hexosyltransferase activity. The transcript has 12 exons. The coding region runs from base 207 to 1250 and encodes 347 amino acids. The record is from RefSeq and is a predicted model, not a curated record. Gene Ontology annotation, cellular component: Golgi membrane.